AUGCCUACCUGGUUGAACCUGCACCGCAAAGCUGAACUUGCCGAGCUUGCUGGUCAAGUUGGCAUCGACGACGUUUCCGAUCUUCGCAAAGAUCAAAUUGUUGCACUUCUCGAAGAGCAACUCACAAUCAACGCGUCAACAUACUCUGAGUAUCCUUCUUUCGAGGGCUAUUAUGCUCGCAAGGGCUCUCCCACAAAGCGCGAGUCGGGCUCGACUCCUGCUGCCGAACCAGAAGUGACCAGAUCUGUGACGCGGAAACGCGCUCCACGUAUCAAGGGCGAGUCUGACGUUGAACCCAUUUCGUCACCUACUGCAGCCACUGGAAAGCGUACUGCCCGCGCCGCGGUUGUAGUAACUCCGGCCAGAGUCGAGGCACCUAGAGUCGAGGAGCCUGUGGCUGAGGAACCACGUGUCGAGGAUUCUAUGCUCCUCAGCCCACCACGCAUGGCACUUCCUCCUUCGCCUGCCGUUGUGACUGAUGCCAUUGAGGAGCAGACUGCCCGUAUUUCUGAGGGCAUGAACAAGCUCUGGACAUCGUCACACAUCAUGGAUGUGCUUUACCAGGCUCGUCUCGAUCUUUCUUCUGUCACCGGCGUUCACUUCACAAUGCUCCUUCUUGAAUCCGCGGCACUUCAUUACGAGACUGUUCCAUGGAAGUUUGCAUUCGACUUCCCGAGUUUGUUCGGAUUCCCCAGCUUCGCGGUGUUCCUGCCUGACGUGUUUGUAUUCCUCACUCAUCACUACUGGGCACCUGCUUUGCUUUGGGCUACCAUGAACUUCUGGAUUCCUCUUGCCACUGGCUGGUUGUUCAACUUGUCGCUCAAGCUUAAGAAGAAGGACGGUUUCGAAGACUACAGACCCGUCUAUCGCAUCGAUCCUUUAAUGUUCAGUAUCGCUAAAGCGCUGAUGUCUUGGAUGGUCUAUGCUCAAGGUAACACACUAUUUGGAUCGUUCGCCGAACAGACCGUCAAGACGGUCGAGAAUGCUAUGCCCUACGGCUACAGCGGUGCCAUGAUUGCAGCAUACAUUGGUAUUGUUACAAGUAUCUGGGAUGGCAUCCAGAACAAGAAGAGAGCUUAA
Messenger RNA from Aureobasidium melanogenum CBS 110374, 1080 nucleotides. RefSeq lists its product as uncharacterized. Gene Ontology annotation, cellular component: membrane. Bases 1 to 1080 code for a protein of 359 amino acids. The record is from RefSeq and is a predicted model, not a curated record. The transcript has 3 exons. Lineage: Eukaryota; Fungi; Ascomycota; Dothideomycetes; Dothideales; Saccotheciaceae.